Messenger RNA from Amoebophrya sp. A25, 6820 nucleotides. NCBI's taxonomy places the organism in Eukaryota, Dinophyceae, Syndiniales, Amoebophryaceae. The record is from the annotation of a GenBank genome assembly.
CUCUGAAGAUGUCAUCCCCCGCUGCGAAGAUGCGGAAUCCGUUUGCGGAUACUCCGGAAAAAAAGUGGGAAGGACAGGAAGAAGUGGCAGGUCUUGGAGCUCCAUUCACCGAAAAGGAGCGGACGUCACCAGAUGCCAAGAACUCCAAUUUCGAUGGGGCGAUAAGUACGCCACCUCCGAGCAAGACGACGGUGCACUGACCUCAUUUGAUAUUUAUGUUGACACACAUGUAGCCCGCUCUCUGCGGAAGGAAAGAGAAAACCAGCUAACAAACUAUGCAGUGCAAACAUACAAGUAGCUAUGUAGUACGUAGCCGCAAGGUAUCUACUUCUGCUGACUGUACUUACUUAAAUAAAUUGGAACGAAAAAAAUAAAAUUAAUAUAAAAUUAAUGAAAGCACAACCCUACCAAUCGCAAACUAACAGGAUCAUGAUCUUGACGGGCCACGGCGCAGCUCGAGGAAGCGCAAUUCCGAGUGCUUGUCCCUGUUCGGCACCCCACAGUCGGGAUCGGGAGACGCCGCAAGCAAAACGACAGGUCCCCCGAUGUCUCCGCGUCGCAUAAAGUUCCCAAAAACGGGACUUUUUCCGAAACGAUUGGGAAUGCCUCGCUCUCGGGUACAAACUAGCUUUAUAAAUUCUGAUGGGCUUAGCUUGGUGGACUGGUAGUGAAUUUAAGAAUGAAAGAUGAAGAUCCUGACUACUCAGAGCACGCUUUCUUAUCUAACUAUCAAUGAGUCAUGAAUGUCGAAAUUAAUCUGAUUCAAAGGUUGAGAUGCAGCAACAAGCGGCCGCAGGUGAUGAAAAGGCUUCUACUACUGUUAACGUCGAGCGAAUGCAAGCGCCUUCGGCUAGCCAAGGGCUUAUGACUGAGCAAGAGAAGGCCCAAGUGGGCCUCGAGUUGGACUUGCAGCCGCGUCCACUGGUCCCUUCUUCUACCCCAGUUUUGGCCGCUUCAGCUAAGGAGAAUGGGGUCAAGCCUAAGGCCAAGCCGCGGCCAAAGCAGGUUCGAUACCUGUCGAGCGGAGGAGUGUACAAAUUCACACAGGUUCACACUGUUAUGGAAGCAGAUGCUUUCUAUUUAUGUUGGUCUCGUGUUAGUCUGUCAGUGCAUGAAUCAGUGCUAGCUAUACAUAGUAACUAACUUAGUUAGUUACUUAGAAUCAAUUCCUAGGAAGGUAGACCUCUUUCUUUUAUUUGUGAUAGAUAAAUAAAUAUGAAUGAUGGCUCUCACAUGACUCACUUCUUAGAAGGAAGUUGAUAACUCACCAUGGCUCUCAGACUCAGUCAUGGGCUCUAAUUUUCAUCACUAUGAUGGAUCUUUAUGUUUCUUUAGGAUCUAGGGCUUAGGGAAUCGCGUCUGACUGUAUAUUUAUUUGCUUCAUGUAAAAAGUGAACUCAAUCCAUCUACGCCUCUCAUUUUGGCGGAGCAUUGGGGAGCGGAGGACUUACCUAUCUUGCCUCUAGCGGAUAUUCGUGGGAGGUCGCGAGCGUAUUUGUAUUUCAUGAACCACGACGCUACUACCUUCAACACGCGUUGCAUGCGUUUGUUCCGCGAUGGAAUUGAGUCCUACAUGGUUUCGUUGUUGCGAAAGGCCACUAUGCUUCGAAGCCAGAUGGAUAGAGGUGCUGUGUUCCCUACGUGCAUAGAGGAGUUUGGAGGCAAGGACUUGGCCAGGUACAGACUGAAGAGCAUCAUGAGAUCGAUGUCAGAGGAGGAGGCGGACGAUGCGUGCGGCAUUUUCAGAGCUCUGGUCAAGAACGAGUGGAAUCUGACUGAUGAAGAAACCGACGAGAAUAUAGAACUUCUUCUUCAAAAGUUUGAGACUAUCCUCGGCGAAGAUCUUGGGUGGAAUUAUUUGCAGCAGCAGUUUUUCAAAUUAGAAUACCAGUGGAACUCCAAGAGAUACUACCAGAGUCAAGUAAUGGGAUUGAUGGAUCUGAACGAGUACGCCGUGCACAACGAUGAGGGCCACUUCGUCAUCGACCCGAAAAUGACAGCGGAGGACAUGGAAAGCAUCACCAGACUGACUAACUUGUAUGAAGAAAACAACCCCAUUUCUCAGAUCACUGAUCAUGGUAGUAGUUCAUCUUCGUCCUCUACUGGGCCAAACUUUCGAAUUAAAAGCCGAGCGUCAUUGGAGACUCACGGAAAACUCCAGCAGACGUACAACAAGAUCGUCUCGAAGACAAAGAACAACAGCAAGACCAGCUCUUCUUCAUCAGCCAGCGCUUCCUCGAGCUCCACCACCGCACUUCUAACGCCGUCUGACACGCAGAACCAGCAUAGGAUGCGAGCCCGCGAGCUGAUUUUAAGCAAUCCGAUGCGACUUCAGGACAUGGAAAUUCCGGCUUUAUCAAGCCCUCGAGACAAAUAUUAAGAAGAUGAAGGGGCGCGUGUCUUUUGGUUAGUAAAUGAGUGUAUCUAUCUAUGAAAUUAAUGUAAGAAACAGAGCAGUGCAACUCACUGUCACUGUGAGAGUGGCGCUAUCUUCUUUGGAUUUAUCGCGAUUCAUGGCUGGGGAUGGAUUUGAAUCAGAGUCAGACCGGAAACAAGUGUGAAAGCGUGGCCCGACAAUGCUUAUCUAAGUAACGAUGUUCGUGCUGUGGUUUUUUUGUAGUGGAUCAGCAUAGGCGUAUCUUGUGUCUACCUGUUCAUCUUGAUAAAUUCCAGAGCGCAGUGAACUGAGCCCAGUAUCUAUUAUUAUAAUAAAUUAUGCCCUUUUCUAUAGUCUCAUCUAGUAUAAUCACGUAGACCUUAGACAAAAAAAGAGCUGACUUCUAAACAAUCGCGAUCCGACUCAGUCCGAUCAACCCUGGCGUGCAUACGGGUGAUAGCGAGAAUCCCGAAGCUUGGAUGGAGAAGCAAUUGGCCAUUUGGGUGGAGGGUGGCUGGAGCUUCACAGACCGCGACUUGGCACUCAUGGCACAGGGUGACGCCAAGAAGAUCCUCUGUAAAAAUCCACAUCUUUUACCGGAGCGCUACGAUCAGAUUUUGGAAAUGUUUGACGACAUGUUUGUUGACGCAGAUUGUAGCACCAGCAGUGACGACGCAUUUGAUUUCGAGGAGGAUCAGAUUUGGUUGAACCAGUCGGAAGUUACGGCAGGUGAUCCAUGAGAAACAAAGGGAGAGAUACAAUCAUAGGCUAGAUCUAUAAAUAUAGGAUAUGGUCUAGUUAGUUACAGACAAAGCCUAGCAAGAGUAAAGGUCAAGCUCGAUAGAGUUCUACUCGUGUUUUUAUAGGUCUCUCCUACUGUUGCGAUCGUGAUUGUCUUGGUGGCCCCCAUUUUCUUCUCCACUAACUAUCGACUGAAUCUCACUCCCUCCUUAUAUAUUGCUUCAUGAGCGACGAAGAAGAUGACGCUGGUAUGGAAACGCCAUUCGAUGAAAUGUCGCCACUUCGGAACGCUUUCGCUGAAGAAGAAGAUGAGAGCGGCAAUUUGAGUCCGAAGGGAUUCGAGUUCCUUGACAAGAAAUUGUUCAGCGAACCUUUCACAGCCGCACGGCUCAAAUCUCUCGAGGCUGCAAGAGAAGCGGCUCUGAAAACAGAGGACGCAAUGAGGAUGCAGGCCGUGCUAGAUGCGCUUGAUCGAUCCGAAGAAAUUCAUAAGCAACUAGUCAGAGAAGAGCAACAGGAACGAGCAAAAGCGGGACUGAAGAGCGGCACAAAAGCAGACGAAAAUCCGCAAGCUUUAUGGGAAAUUUUUGUGCGACGUACAUUGAUUCGUCGCUUAUAAAUGCGUAGAUGAAUUAAAGCUGCUCUUUAUAUUUAUACUCGCUCAUAUUUAUAGAUACUCGCUCAAUUUUGCUCGUACCUACUUGAAAAGACCCUGCGCAGGGAUGCUUUUGGUUUUGGAUGCGUCGUGUGUGAAGAUGAAGGCGUGGGUGCUGCUAUAACGUGGACAAGCAUGAGACUGAAGAUAGGGCUUUUCGUUUUUCUAUCUUUAGUGACCUACGUAUAAUCUUCGUCUAACUCUGAAUGCUGGCGAUGGUAUCGGGGGAGGUGCUCUCUCGCCUGGGCUGCAGAAAAUGGUGGAUGAUGACUUUGAUAUGGAAGGAGAAGAGAGGCUAGUGGACCCCGAGCAAGAGAGGGUGCUCUCGGAUCUGCUGAACGCUGCUGCGGUUCCGGGCGCUGUCAAGUCUGAGGUCGAUAGUCGUGGCGUCGAAGGUGAUACUGAAGAUGCACAACAACAACAACUCAGGGGCCAAGGCAAGAAAAAAAUGGGAAAAGCAAAAGGAAGACCAAAAAAAGCGGCGAGUGCGAAGCCAAAAGCCAGUGGUGAAUCGAAGAAAGGCCAAAAGAAGAACAAGGCCGGGUCGCCUAGAUCUCCAUCAACCCUCACCGAUUUUUUUGGGGCGCAGUCGGUAAUGGAUAUGGACGUUGAGGGCUUGCAGGCAGAUGUCCUUGUGGGACAGGCCGCUACACCAAAGGCGUCAGACCGACUGUCAAGCCUCCGUGGAGGUUCGCAUCCGGACAGUACUAAUGCUAAAGGAUGGAAGCAACCUAAAAUCUGGGAUAAGAAUGAUCACGGUCCAUACUUGGAUACCCCAAUCAUCUAAUUUCAAGCACUAUUUAGUAGGCUCUAGCAUCUAUUUACGCAAGUUUCAGAGUCAUUUAUGGAAGUAGUAGGUCCUCGCUUCUCGAGGUGAUGUAUUUAUUCAAUGAAUUGCUGAAGUUAGUAUGUAAUAUUUAUCAGUGAUAUGAGUUCAGCGCUGUUUCAGUAGCGCUAGCGACGCAGGAAGUCACUUCCUCGUGCAUUCUUUAGGUGUGCCUAGAAAGUAAAAAUAUACAUUCAUCGGGUGGGCCUUGCCGUCUCUCUUUGAGUGUUCUUAUGCUAGCUUCGGGAUCUAGUUCACGCUUACCCAUAAGAUUCGCAAUUUUUCAAGAAAAGGAAAGUAGCCAAGACUGUUGCUCCUAACUGAAUUGGAGCCAUUAUUUAGCAUACUAAGUAUUACUUUUAUAUUUGUUAGUUAGAUUGAAAAAAAAUCUUGUCUGGGACGCGCUCAUCUAGCGAGAUUCUGUUGGAAGUUGAGCUUGAGCCGACAGCCACAGGGCUGAUCUCGAUUACAGCACUCUGCCCUUUCAUACAUUCGUUGUCCAUUCUAUUGAAGUAAGGAUCAUACACACAGACACACAUAGCCUGGCCUAUUAUGGAUCAAUCAAUAGCUCAACUGUGCAAAUAAAUAAACUCAGGAAAAAAGAUGGCACUACUUCAGGCUGGUGCUACUAAUGAUUAGGGGCAUGUAGAAUCGAUGAAGUUCCAUUACUAAGAAAGGCCCGCUACCUAGUUUAUCAACCAUCGCAAAGAUGCGGAGGCUUUGGCGUAGACCUAGACGCUCAGACUUUUCCAUACAACCAAGCAAAGCGUGACCAUAACUUACUUAGGCGUAGGCCUAAGCUUCACCUGAUGCGUGACUCUUACCAACAGCACGGACAAGGAAGUCGUCCCCAGUAGACUCUACUUAUAUUUUUGCAUUAAAUUCGGAGCUUCCGUUCCAACAUAAAUAUGACUUUGCAUUAAAAAAAUAUCUUAUGUAUGAUCGAAUGACGAAUGGAAGCUCACUCUCUCUUUCUAGCGAUGAGUCGCGACUACCUAGCCUGAAGUAAGAAAGUAUGUCUGCGCUUUUCCCUCGUGCAGGUUUUACUAAGGUAUAGCGCUCAUACUGAAAAAAGGAAGGGCUCGGGCAUUCUCGAUCGUCAGCAGCCUCCUGCUGCUUCAUUUUCCCUGGGCGUAAGCCUGCGUUACUGGUGCAUCAGUGUCAUAGUUGAUUUCUAAUGACGCUCCCCGAUUUCGCAAUAGUUUUGAUCUUAUCUAUGCUUAUAUAUGAGUUAACUAGAGUGCAUUACAUACAUAGAUAGAUACAUAGAUACUGCUCGUUAUAUCUAUUAUAAGUAAGUAUGAGACUACCGCUGGGCUAAGGAUUAUUAAGAGAAGGCAUUGCUUGAUUUGAAUCAGAUUCAUAAAUAAUAUGACAGCGCUUGUUUAUGAGUUUUUUUUUGCUAGGUUGCUUACAGCAAGGAAGUGCAACUUCAAGGAAGAGAGCAAGUCCAAGACCACUCCGCAGCGGCGCUCACACAUAUACUAAUGCGUCGCUUCUUUCAGUAUACUUAAGGUUAGGAAAGAAACAGGCUAGCAAUCCGACUUAGAUAGAUUCUCGAAUAUGUUGUGUUUGAGGUUAAGCUAUAAAGUAGAUGCCUCUCACUCUGCGUCUGCUCUCGUCUAGGGUAAUACUUUUCAACUUCGUGUGCGUCCAUAAAGGGGAGGCAUAGAAAGAUAGUAUUCGACUCUGGCGAUAUUUAGCCUCGGCUGUGUUAGGGAAAAGACAAUGCAUGGCUGGAUUCAUAUUCAUUUCCAUAAUUCAACACUACGACUACCUACUACGAGUACGACUAGAGGGUCGCGCAUUUUUUUAGAAUCAAUCAGAUUCGCAGGCUUUUUUGUAUGUAUCAUGAUAGAUGACUCUAAAAAAUUGAAUUAGCUGUGUUGUAUCUAUUCUCGAAGGAAUUUCUGAUGAACUCAUGGGAACGAGCUGGCUAGGGAUACCAGUACCACAUCGCGACGUGUUUCGUUGUAUCUUCAGUGACACUACCUAGACUACGGAAAUGCCAUAGAGUCAGCGACUCUAACUUGAAGGGCGGCGUCGUAUCUAAUCGUCACUGACUCAAACAAGGGCACUUUUUGGGGGAGGAUGAAUAUGGACUCAUACAUUGGGUCUGGAACUGGAUAUUCAAUAUUGAUUCGCCUUUGAGAUCUAUCAAGCGAAUACGUUCACAAACACAACCUUCAUCAUGCCGCUUAUGUCUUGCUAUCUGACUGCC